AUGCUUAUUGUAGGUCUUACGGGAGGAAUCGCCACUGGCAAGUCUACAGUGUCCAAGACGCUACACGAAAGGCACAAUUACACCAUCGUUGAUGCCGACUUGAUCGCCAAAGAAGUGGUGUACCCUGGCAAGAGGGCGUACGAAGAGGUAGUUAAGGCAUUUAAAGACGAGGUGGAAGACCUCGUCAACCCCAACGACUUCUCGCUUAAUCGUGGUGCUUUGGGGGCAGCGGUAUUCGGCAACAGAGAGAGGUUGAACAAGCUCAAUUCCAUCGUACACCCUGCCGUCAAGAAGGAGAUCGUGUGGCAAAUAUUCCAUGCGUACGUGACGGCCCAGAGCUUGGUGAUCCUUGACGUGCCUUUGCUCUUCGAGAGUGGGUUAGACAAGAUCUGUGGGUUGACAGUCACCGUCACUUGUGCUGACGACAUCCAGAAACAAAGGUUGCAACUGAGAAACCCCGAAUUGAGUGCUGAAGAUGUGCAGAAGAGAAUUGACAGUCAAAUGUCCAAUGCAGUUAGAAACCACCGGGCCGAUUUGGUCAUCGAUAACAGCAAAGACUUGAAGAGAUUGAAGCAGUCCAUUGACGAAGUCGCCAAAGAAAUCCACCCAGGAAUCAUCUUCACAGCAUUGGAUUUGUUUCCUCCGUUUGGUCUCAUCUCGGCCCUCUUUACCUUUGCUAUAAGGUCGGUCAGAGACAGGCUCAAGGGGAAUGAGCCCAAGAAGAACGACUGA
Molecule: messenger RNA, 732 nt
Organism: Suhomyces tanzawaensis NRRL Y-17324
Lineage: Eukaryota; Fungi; Ascomycota; Pichiomycetes; Serinales; Debaryomycetaceae
Product: putative dephospho-CoA kinase
Exons: 1
Coding region: 1-732 (243 amino acids)
Biological process (GO): coenzyme A biosynthetic process
Molecular function (GO): dephospho-CoA kinase activity; ATP binding
Source: RefSeq, a predicted model, not a curated record